Messenger RNA from Pseudomyrmex gracilis, 907 nucleotides. Its product is annotated as mitochondrial import inner membrane translocase subunit Tim29. Gene Ontology annotation, cellular component: TIM22 mitochondrial import inner membrane insertion complex. The record is from RefSeq and is a predicted model, not a curated record. Lineage: Eukaryota; Metazoa; Arthropoda; Insecta; Hymenoptera; Formicidae. Bases 131 to 796 code for a protein of 221 amino acids. Gene Ontology annotation, biological process: protein insertion into mitochondrial inner membrane. The transcript is spliced from 3 exons.
ACAAACUUUACGCAACCGCAGCCAUAAUCUAACAUAACCUUCUUCUCAUUCACGAGAUCUCUUCACACGUGAUUACCUUUAAAUUCACGCACAAUGAGGUAUUGAAAUUAUUACUGAAAUUCAUGUGGACAUGAAUUCCCAACAAAUGAUUCAGCUUCCUCAAAGAUUCAGAACAGCUUACAGGCUGGUUCUGUCUAGAUUUGAUAAUGUCAGUAAUAAAAUUAAAAACUACGAGAUACCUGAGAAAUUUAAAGGCACUUUUCUACAACGAUGGGCAAACUACUGGCGUAAUCUGUAUGUAGAUUAUAAGGAUGUUGCAAUUGAUGUAGCCAAAGAUUGUAAAGAACGUCCUGUACGCGCUGCGAUAUAUAGUACACUUUUAGGAGGUUGCUUUUAUUUUAGCAAACACAAUCCAGAUGAAAUCAUGUUCAGGGAUAAAUUAAUAGAAAGUAGCGGAAAACUGAUUCAAGUAGGAGAACCUAUACGCAAUCCUGUUUCUGUGCAGCACAUACGGUGGUUAGAACAAUGCUACAACGAAGGAAUUACUAGGAGAUUAAAUUUAGGUCUAUUUUCUCUGAUGUGGAUAAAUAACUAUGACAAAGACUGUUUCUUGUACAAAGCUGUUUGUCCUUACUUGAAACCAAAAUAUCUGACUUUUCACGAAAGAAUAAUAGACAUAGGAGUUUUAGACAAGUGGUGGAUAUUAGAAACGAAAAUGAAUGACUACGAUGUAAAUGAAUCCGAAUUUAAUGAUGUAAAAGUUGCAAGUAAUGUGGAUACUGUUUCACCAUCAUGAUAGAUUUUAUGUAGAUUUUUUGUAUUUAUUUAAAAAAAGACAAUUAAAAUAUAACUUAUGUGAAUGUUUCUGAGAGAAAAAUUUAAAUGUGUGUAUAUAUCAAGCAAAUUA